AUGCCGGCGUUGGCGAAGCAGAACCCGCGCUUCAAGACGGUGCAAAAGUUCAGCCUAGACUAUGCACCCAUCACCAUCACGCAAUAUGAGUCGACACGCACAGGCAUGCGCAUUGCCGUCGUCGACAAGAAAGGUCCGAAGGUCGAAGGCGAGUUUGCCUUGGCGACGGAGAUCACCGACAACUCCGGCUCGCCACAUACCUUGGAGCAUCUGGUGUUCAUGGGGUCAAAGUCCUAUCACUACCAAGGUCUUCUCGAUAGAUUAUCUUCGCGAGCGUUUUCUACAACCAAUGCCGGCACAGCUACAGACUAUACAUCUUACUCGCUCAAGACUGCGGGCUGGGAAGGAUUUGCUCAGAUAUUACCAAUCUACCUGGAGCACUUGAUCGUGCCCACCCUCACCGACCAUGGCUGUUAUACCGAGGUGCAUCACGUGGAUGGGACCGGUCACGAUGCUGGUGUCGUAUACUCGGAAAUGCAAGCUCGGGAAAAUACUCCGGGAGAUCUGAUGGAGCUGAGACGGAGAGAACUGCUCUACCCAGAAGGGAGCGGCUUCCGAUCAGAAACGGGAGGUACCACCCCAGAGUUGCGAGUCUUGACGGCAGAUCGCAUUCGGGCCUACCACAAGGAGAUGUAUCAGCCCAAGAAUCUUCGUGUGAUCAUCACGGGCGAAGUCGAUCACGAUGAGCUUCUGCAAAUAGCAGACGACUUCGAAACAUCCAUUAUCGAUCAUGUGCCGAAACUCGAGGCGCCAUUCAGGAGGCCCUGGGUAGACUCCAAACCUGCUCCUGCACUCAAAGAAACAAAAGUCGACACGAUCAAGUUCCCUGAAGAAGACGAAUCCAUGGGCGAGAUCACCGUUGGCUACGUUGGCCCGAAAUGUGACGAUUCUGUAUCGAACGCCGCGCUGUCUGUGCUUAUGAGCUACUUGGCAGGAUCACCAAUAAGUGUACUUGAGAACACUUUGGUCGAGCGAGAGCAGCUCUGCAGUGGCGUAUACUACGAACAAGAGACUCGUCCAGACGUUGUCAUCUGGUUUGAUCUUACCUCGGUCGAGACUGAACGACUGAGAGAAGUGUACGACCGGUUUGUGCAACUCUUCAGGGAGACUGCGAGCAAGCCUCUAGACAUGAGCUAUAUGAAAGAUUGUCUGAAGCGCGAAAGACGUAGAAUCAAGGAGAGUGCCGAGAACUCCGAGGACUUUUACACGCAGCCCAUCUUGGAGGACCAUCUCUACAGCCCACGAGAUGGCCGCGCUCUGAAAAAUCUGCAAACAAUCAGCGAGCUAGACGUAGUCGACAGGUGGUCUGAGUCGGAAUGGCGUGAAUUCCUGAUCAAGUACUUCGUGGACUGUCGCCACGUCUGUGUGCUUGGCAUGCCAUCGAAAGACCUGCAGAAGAGCAGUGCUGCGGAAGAGAAGGCUCGCAUCAAGGCCCAGCAAGAACGCUUGGGCGAGCAAGGGUUGAAAGAUCUCGCCGAAAAGCUUGAGCAGGCAAAGAAGGCAAACGGCCAGCAUAUACCAGAUUCUGUCCUCGAGCAGUUUCCAAUACCAAGGGCAGAGUCUGUCAAAUUCAUCAACACGUCGACCGCCCGAUCUGGAGCGGCUCGCAAAAUGGGGGAAGGCGAUAAAGAUGCACAGAUGAUCAUCGACAAAGCCGAUGAUGGCUCGCCACUAUUCAUCCACUUCGAGCAUAUUCCGUCCAACUUCGUGCGCGUAAAAGUGUACUUUGGCACUGCCAGCAUUCCUGACGAGCUUCGUCCAGUGCUGAGCUUGUACAUGGCAAAUCUCUUUACCACUCCGGUCAUGAUCGAUGGCAAGCGGGUAGAAUUUGAAGACCUGGUAUCAGCACUAGAAAAGGAAACGACCUCUUACUGGGUCGACUCAGCUCAUGGUGGCAACUCGCAAAUGUUGGCAGUUCGCUUCAUCACGGAGCCGGACACCUACGAAGGCAUCAUCUGCCGCAUUCGUACCGUCCUCUUCGACGCGAUCCACAACCCAGUCCGACUACACGCCUCUCUCACGAAACUCCUCGCUGAUCUGCCGAGUGAAAGACGUGCUGGUGACUCUAUGGCCUGGGCUGUGAACUCCAUGAUUCACUCCAAUCGGUCCGCCAACCGUCGUGCGAUGUCAGCCCUCACCAAGACUCUUUACCUCAAACGCCUUCGCAAACUCAUCAAGACGGAUCCAGAAGCAGUAAUUUCCAAACUCAAGACUCUCUGCUCAGCCCUCCACCAGCCAUCGAACUUCCGCGUUUACGUCGCAGCAGACCUGACCAAACUUCCCAACCCAGUGUCAGCCUGGAAGACACUUACAUCCGGCUUCGACCUCUCAAAACCUCUGGCGCCACUCGACAACAGCAAGUCAACAAUCAGCGAGGUCGGCCUCAACCCCGGUUCGGCGGCGUACGUCGUGCCCAUCCCAGCCAUAGAUUCCUCCUACGCCGUCCUCACAUCUUUCGGUCCCGACACAUACGAACAUCCCGACCUCCCCGCUUUGAUGGUCGCAAUCGCCUACCUCCGUGCGGUCGAAGGUCCCCUCUGGGUGGCAAUCCGCGGCACAGGUCUCGCAUACGGCGUCACUCUCCGACGCACGACGGAACUGGGGAAAAUCCACUUCUGGAUCGAUCGCUCACCAGACUGCUACAAAGCCUACACAGCCGCCAAAGCAGAAAUCGAAGGCUACGCGAACGGCUCCAAAGAACUUCAAAAACUCGCCAUAGAUUCCGCCGUGGGAGAAAUCGUAUUCGAAAUGGCUGAUGAGGCACCUACGAUGGGAAGUGCUGCGGAUGAGAGCUUUGCGAGUCAGGUUUUGCGAGGGAUCAGUAAGGACUGGAACAAGAGGAUGUUGAAGAAGAUUCAGGCUGUGAGGAUUGAAGAGGUGAAGGGUUCGAUUGGGAAAUGGUUGACUCCGCUUUUUGAUAGGGAUAGCGCGAAUUUGGUCGUGACUUGUGCUGAUGGGAUGAAGGAUCAGAUGGUGGAGAAUUUUGGGAAGGAGGGCUUCAAGGUUGAAUUGAAAGAGCUUAGUUUCUUCGAGGAUGAUUAUGGGCUUGAGGCACGUGAGGGGGAGGAUGAGGAGGAUGAAGAGGAUGAGGAUGAUGAGGAUGAGGAUAAUGAGGACGAGGAUGGCGAAGAUGGCGAUAACUAGACAAGAUACCAUCUAUAGCCCCACAACUUUAGCAGAAGUUUUC
Pseudocercospora fijiensis CIRAD86 is the source of this 3187-nucleotide messenger RNA. RefSeq lists its product as uncharacterized. Gene Ontology annotation, molecular function: metal ion binding. The coding region runs from base 1 to 3144 and encodes 1047 amino acids. Lineage: Eukaryota; Fungi; Ascomycota; Dothideomycetes; Mycosphaerellales; Mycosphaerellaceae. The transcript has a single exon. The record is from RefSeq and is a predicted model, not a curated record.